Molecule: messenger RNA, 1065 nt
Organism: Sphenostylis stenocarpa
Lineage: Eukaryota; Viridiplantae; Streptophyta; Magnoliopsida; Fabales; Fabaceae
Source: the annotation of a GenBank genome assembly
AUGAUGCUCGGAGAGCACCAUCGAGCCAAUCCGACGGUCCACGUCCCACCCUGGCCAACCCACGAUGAUCCAACGCCUGAGAUGUACUCCGCGUUUUUAGCAAACGACGUCAAUGCUGCUGAGUACUCUCCCUACUAUCUUCAAGAAGCGUUAACGGCGCUGCAGCGUUACCUUCCCUCCAACGAAACGGAUGCUGACUCCGACUCCGAGGCUCAACCCGACGCGCCGGUUGACGCCUACUCCUGCGACCAUUUCCGUAUGUACGAGUUCAAGGUCCGUCGAUGUGCGCGUGGCAGGUCGCACGACUGGACUGAGUGUCCCUACGCGCAUCCCGGCGAGAAGGCGCGCCGCCGCGACCCGCGCAAAUUUCACUACUCCGGCGCUGCAUGCCCCGAGUUCCGCAAGGGGAGCUGCAAGAAAGGCGACACGUGCGAGUUCGCGCACGGUGUCUUCGAGUGCUGGCUUCACCCAGCGCGCUACCGCACGCAGCCGUGCAAGGACGGCACCAGUUGCCGCCGGCGCGUGUGCUUCUUCGCGCACACACCGGAGCAGCUGCGCCUCGUGCCGAUGCAUAGUCCUCGCAGCUCGGGGGAGUCCUACGACGGUUCUCCUAUGAGACAGGUUCUACAGUCGACGUCGUUCAUGUCGUCUCCGGCGGCUUCUCUUUCUCCGCCGGAGUCUCCGCCCGUGUCACCGUCGAUGAACGAGAUGGUGGCUUCUCUGCGUAAUUUGCAGCUUGGGAAGAUGAAAUCGAUGCCUCAUAACCGAAACGUUUCGGUCGGGUCGCCGUGUUACGGGUCACCCAGAGGAUCCGUGCUCCGACCCGGGUUCUGUAGUCUUCCGACAACCCCAACUCAGCAACCUGUUCGGUCUGGGGCGAACUAUUUGGAUCUUUGGGAGCAGAACUGUGAGGAGGAACCGGUUAUGGAGAGGGUGGAGUCUGGGAGAGGCAUAAGGGCUAAGAUGUUUGAGAAGCUAAGCAAAGAAAACUCUCUGGAGGGUUCGGGUUCGGGUCAGGGAAGUGGGGCUCCGGAUGUUGGGUGGGUUUCAGAGCUGGUGAAGUGA